Molecule: messenger RNA, 2446 nt
Organism: Dermochelys coriacea (leatherback sea turtle)
Lineage: Eukaryota; Metazoa; Chordata; Testudines; Dermochelyidae
Gene: ACSS1
Product: acyl-CoA synthetase short chain family member 1
Exons: 14
Coding region: 29-2092 (687 amino acids)
Cellular component (GO): mitochondrion
Molecular function (GO): acetyl-CoA synthetase activity; AMP binding
Source: RefSeq, a predicted model, not a curated record
CGGCUCGCGGCGGGCGGGCGACGGGACCAUGGCGGCGGCGGCGGCGGCGGCGUGGGGCCGGGCGCUGGUCGCCCUCAGCCGGCGGAGCCCCUGGGGCCGGGGCGGCGCCCCCCCGCGGCAGCCCCCCGCGCGCCCGGCCGGCGGCGGGCCCCGGGAGCGGGCGGGCGCCGCCCUGCGGGCCGCGGGCUACCAGGAGCUGCGGGAGCGGGCGGCCCGGGAGCCCGCCGCCUUCUGGGGGGCGCUGGCCCGGGAGGGGCUGCGCUGGGACAGCCCGUACCACACGGCCUGCGACAGCCCGCUCGGCCGGGGCCGGGGCCGGGGCCGGUGGUUCCUCGGCGGCCGCCUCAACGUGUCCGUAAACUGCUUAGACCAACAUGUCCAUCGGUUUCCAGACAGAGUGGCUUUGAUCUGGGAGAAAGAUGAGCCUGGCACUGAAGUGAAAAUCACAUACAGGGAACUUCUGGACAUGACCUGCCGUCUUGCCAACACACUGAAGAAAUAUGGAGUACAAAAAGGAGACAGGGUUGCAAUCUAUAUGCCUGCGACUCCACUGGCUGUGGCUGCCAUGUUGGCUUGUGCCAGAAUUGGUGCUGUUCAUACAGUGGUCUUUGCUGGAUUCAGUGCAGAAUCUUUAGCUGGGAGGAUCAUUGAUUCUGGCUGCAAAGCUGUCAUUACCUACAACCAGGGAAUCAGGGGAGGACGAGUUGUAGAGCUGAAGAAGACUGUGGAUGAAGCUGUAAAGAAUUGUCCAAGUGUCAAGCAUGUCUUUGUGGCUCAGAGAACAGACAACAAAGUACACAUGGGUAAUCGUGACGUUCCUCUUGAAGAAGAGAUGGCCAAGGAGGCUCCUGUGUGUGCUCCUGAAAGCAUGGACAGUGAAGACAUGCUGUUCAUGCUUUACACCUCUGGGAGCACAGGAAAACCUAAAGGGAUUGUUCACACUCAGGCUGGGUAUCUGCUUUAUGCUGCUGUGACACACAAGCAUGUGUUUGACUACCAGCAAGGUGAUGUUUUUGGUUGUGUGGCUGAUAUUGGCUGGAUCACAGGACAUAGCUAUGUUGUAUAUGGACCACUCUGUAAUGGAGGCACCUCUGUCCUGUUUGAAAGCACUCCACUGUAUCCUGACCCAGGUCGUUAUUGGGAAACUGUACAGAGGUUAAAAAUUAAUCAGUUUUACGGUGCACCUACUGCUGUACGCCUGCUGCUGAAGUAUGGAGAUAAGUGGGUGAAGAAGUAUGACAGAUCUUCCUUAAAAACCCUGGGAUCAGUGGGAGAACCAAUUAACCAUGAAGCUUGGCAAUGGUUCUACAAUGUAGUGGGAGACAGCCGGUGCACUCUUGUUGACACCUGGUGGCAAACAGAAACGGGUGGCAUCUGCAUUGCUCCCCGGCCCUCGGAGGAAGGAGCUGACAUCAUUCCUGCUAUGGCAAUGAGACCAUUCUUUGGGAUUAUACCGGCACUGAUGGAUGAGAACGGAAGAGUUAUAGAAGGAAAUGAUGUCUCUGGUGCUCUGUGCAUUGCACAGCCCUGGCCUGGCCUGGCGAGAACCAUCUAUGGAGAUGAUCAGAGAUUUAUAGAUACUUAUUUCAAAAAGUAUCCAGGUUAUUAUUUCACCGGGGAUGGUGCCUAUAGAUCCUCAGAGGGGUAUUACCAAAUAACAGGGCGGAUGGAUGAUGUCAUAAAUAUCAGCGGUCACAGGCUUGGAACUGCAGAGAUUGAAGAUGCCAUGGAUGAACAUCCGGCUGUGCCUGAAACAGCUGUGAUUGGUUAUCCCCAUGAGAUCAAAGGAGAAGGUGCCUUUGCUUUCAUAGUGUUAAAAGAGAACACAGCUCAUACAGAACGUGUUAAAGAAGAACUCAGAUCUAUAGUUGCUUCCAAGAUCGCAAAGUAUGCUGUGCCUGAUCACGUUCUGGUUGUGAAACGCCUUCCUAAAACGCGAUCUGGGAAAAUUAUGAGAAGGGUACUGAAGAAAAUAGUCACUGACCAAUCCAAUGAUUUGGGAGAUAUCACCACGCUGGAUGAUCCAAGCGUCGUCACAGAAAUACUAGAUGCCUACCAGAAAUACAAAACCGAGCAGUUUGCAUCUUCAUAGGAAGGUCUUGAGUCUCUUUCCAAAAGAAAUUCAGAGAAACAAACAACCAUCCAAAUAACUUUGCUCUUUAAUGGACUAUCAUCAAAUUCUGCUCACUCCUAAGAGAACAAAAUGAUGAUUCCUCUCACAACAUACUCUAUAAUCUAUCAUAGACCAUGGUAUACAGCUGCCUUCUCUUUCCUUGGAAACCAUGGAAUACACACUGUGAAGCAUCAUAUUUUAAGAACCUUCUGAACAAGUGCCUGACUGAAUUUGCCAAAACUAAGUGUGUUCACACUAUUUUUAGGGAAAAUGUAUAGCAGCCUUUUUAGGUUUCCACUAGCUGCAUUAAAAAUAAACAGCUAGUAAAAUGUU